This is a messenger RNA of Lolium rigidum, 306 nucleotides long. RefSeq names its product transcription elongation factor 1 homolog. Bases 1 to 306 code for a protein of 101 amino acids. Lineage: Eukaryota; Viridiplantae; Streptophyta; Magnoliopsida; Poales; Poaceae. The record is from RefSeq and is a predicted model, not a curated record. Gene Ontology annotation, cellular component: transcription elongation factor complex. Gene Ontology annotation, molecular function: RNA polymerase II complex binding. The transcript has a single exon. Gene Ontology annotation, biological process: transcription elongation by RNA polymerase II.
AUGGGGAAGCGGAAGUCGACGCGCGCGAAGUCGGCCCCCAAGAAGAAGGUGGAGAAGCUGGAAACGCUCUUCUGCUGCCCGUUCUGCAACCACGCCGGCAGCGUCGAGUGCACCAUCGACCUCAAGAACUGCAUCGCCGAGGCCACCUGCUUCGUGUGCAAGGAGAGCUACUCCACCAAGGCGCACGCCCUCACCGAGCCCAUCGACGUCUACGGCGAGUGGAUCGACGAGUGCGAGAAGGCCAACGAAGGCGUCGAGCAAGCUCCCCGGGACUCGUACUACGACGAUGACGGCGAGUACGCGUGA